Messenger RNA from Limanda limanda (common dab), 2376 nucleotides. RefSeq names its product protocadherin alpha-3-like. Lineage: Eukaryota; Metazoa; Chordata; Actinopteri; Pleuronectiformes; Pleuronectidae. The coding region runs from base 1 to 2376 and encodes 791 amino acids. Gene Ontology annotation, cellular component: plasma membrane. Gene Ontology annotation, biological process: homophilic cell-cell adhesion. The record is from RefSeq and is a predicted model, not a curated record. The transcript has a single exon. Gene Ontology annotation, molecular function: calcium ion binding.
AUGGAACAAAGGGGAUGUCUGACGUGGAGAGAGCGGACAAAGUGGAUGGUCUACGUGUUGGUUUUGGUCACGGUUUGUGGCAGAGUUACAGCACAAGUCCGAUAUUCCGUCGCUGAGGAAGUGAAAGAAGGAACUGCUGUUGGAAAUAUUGCGAAGGAUUUAGGUCUCGAUAAGACCACGCUGAAGGAAAGGGGGUACCGCAUUGUCUACAGCUCGACAGAGCCUCCUUUUCGAGUGAAUCAGGACGAUGGUAUAUUGUAUGUGAACCGUAAAAUUGACAGAGAGGAAGCGUGCGACCGAAGCAAGGUCUGUGUCAUCGAAUUGAAAACUGUACUAGAAAACCCACUGGAGGUCCACUACGUAGCCGUGGACAUUCUGGAUAUAAACGACCACGCACCGAUCUUUCCUGAAAGUGAGAAAAUGUUAGAGAUUUUUGAAUCUGCAUUACCGGGAGCUAGAUUUCAGUUACAAGCUGCGCGUGAUGCUGAUAGUGGUUUAUUAUCCGUUCAGCAGUAUAAGUUGAGUCAAAAUGAACAUUUUCGUUUGGAGGUGAAAGAUCGCGGCGAGGACCGUAAAACUCCCAGUUUAGUUCUGCAGAAAUCCCUGGAUAGAGAAUCCGUUAAGACCCAUGUGUUACUUCUGACAGCCACUGACGGAGGUAAACCUCCACGCUCCGGUAACAUGACAAUACAUGUUGAUGUCUCUGAUGUUAAUGAUAACCCCCCGGUCUUCACGAAAGAUUCGUAUCAUGUACAUUUAAAAGAAAAUUCUCCACUUGGAACGACUGUUAUUCAAGUUAAUGCAACAGAUAUGGAUGAAGGUUCAAACGGGGAAGUAGAAUAUUCAUUUGGGAGUGACGUGGAUGCACGAGCACGUGCACGUUUCGAUUUAAAUCCGGUGACUGGAGUCAUUACUGUGGCAGGGGCCCUAGAUUUUGAAGACAGUGGAAGAUAUGAAAUUGAUAUACAGGCAUCAGACAAAGGCGCAGCGACACUGACAACAGACAAACCCGUCAUUAUACACAUUAUUGACGUAAACGACAACGCACCAGAGAUUGAGGUGACAUCUUUUUCACGUGCAAUCCCGGAAGAUUCUAAACCAGGAACCACAGUGGCGUUGAUUAGUGUUAAAGAUGCAGAUUCUGGUCUCAAUGGAAAAGUGUUGUGUCAUAUUAGUCAAGAUCUUCCUUUUCUGCUUGCUCCUUCUUUGCAAAACAACAUGUAUUCCCUAGUAACCAAGUUGCUUUUGGAUCGAGAGAAGCAAUCGCAAUAUAAUGUAACAAUCGUCGCUAAAGACGCAGGCGAACCAUCCCUGUCAUCAGAUAAAACUAUAAGAAUUGUUGUGUCAGAUGUGAAUGACAACAGACCAGAGUUUUCUCAGAACCCAUAUACUUUCUACAUAACAGAGAACAACAGCCCAGGCACGUCUAUUUUAUCAGUGUCAGCCAGUGAUGUUGACGAGGGAAGUAAUGCACUGAUUUCAUAUCAAAUUUUGAGGGAGAGGAGAGAAGAGAACCUGCUCAGCUCUUUUCUAAACAUCAACACAGAGAACGGAGACAUCACCGCACUAAAAAGUUUUGAUUUUGAAGCAGUGAAAACUUUCCAGUUCCACGUUGUUGCGUCAGAUUCUGGAACUCCGUCACUGAGCAACAACGUCACAGUGAACGUGUUCAUUCUGGAUCGGAACGACAACCCUCCAGUCAUCCUGUAUCCAGUCAGCUCCAACGGUUCUGCUGAAGGUGUGGAGGAGAUUCCCCGCAAUGUGAAUCCAGGACACGUGGUGACUAAAGUCAGAGCCUAUGACGCUGAUAUAGGAUAUAACGGCUGGUUACUGUUUUCACUGCAGGAAGUUACUGACCACAGUCUCUUUGGUUUGGACCGCUAUACAGGACAGAUCAGAACACUUCGCUCAUUCACAGAGACAGACGAGGCUGAGCACAAGCUGCUCAUACUGGUCAAAGACAAUGGGAACGUGUCACUCUCAGCAACAGCUACUAUUAUUGUCAAAGUCGUGGAGCCCAAAGAAGCUUUUGCAGCUUCUGAUGUGAAAAGCUCAACAAAAGCAGAUGAGGACAGUAACGUGACUUUUUACCUGAUGAUAACUUUGGGCUCAGUUUCAGCUCUUUUUCUCGUCAGUAUCAUCGUGCUGAUUUCAAUGCAGUGCUCAAAGUCCACAGACUACACUUCUAAAUAUCUGCCAGAGCCUAAUUAUGAUGGGACACUGUGUCACAGCAUCCAGUACAGAUCUGGAGACAAACGCUACAUGUUAGUUGGACCCAGGAUGAGUAUAGGAUCUACUAUAGCCCCAGGAAGCCAUGCCAAUACACUAAUGCUCCCUGACAGGAGAGGGAUAUCUGGAGAGGUAAGAUUAUAUUGA